Messenger RNA from Eubalaena glacialis (North Atlantic right whale), 1054 nucleotides. RefSeq names its product PIH1 domain containing 2 (gene PIH1D2). The transcript is spliced from 6 exons. Gene Ontology annotation, biological process: rRNA processing; box C/D snoRNP assembly. NCBI's taxonomy places the organism in Eukaryota, Metazoa, Chordata, Mammalia, Artiodactyla, Balaenidae. Gene Ontology annotation, cellular component: ribonucleoprotein complex; cytoplasm; R2TP complex. The record is from RefSeq and is a predicted model, not a curated record. Bases 110 to 1054 code for a protein of 314 amino acids.
CUUUCCGGACUCAAUUAGAUGUUGUACCAGUCUGGUUACCCUGGUAACAGGCGUCGCGGUUUGUCAAGAAACAGAGGGAAGAGACUUAAGAGGCCUAUUCAUCUCAAUCAUGGAGUCAUCCUCGAAGGGUCUGCUCACCCAAGUUACUCAAUUCUGGAACCUCCUAGAUGAUCUGGCUGAAAGUAACCCUGAGAGCUAUGAGAAGUUCAUUCAACAGCAGCUGAAAGAGGGGAAACAGCUCUGUGCUGCCCCAGAACCACAGCUCUGUCUACAAACCAGGAUCCUGAAACCGAAAGAAAAAAUACUUUUUAUCAACCUAUGUCAGUGGAAAAGGAUCCCAGCUCCCCAGUCAGCCACUCAUCCAGUACCUCUAAGUGUUGGCAGACCAGAAGAUAUGUCUGAGACAUCAGAUGUUUACACAGUCAUUGAUGUUGCCUACCAUCCUGAUGUUCUCCAGGCAGCAGAAAAAGACCAAGUGAAAAAAGAUCAACUAAUACUGAUGGCCAUGAAAUGCAUUGAGGAAAAACUCCAAUUCACUCUCUCAAACUCUUACCAUGUUACCAAAUUUAGAAUAAAAGGAAGUGUUCACAGAAUGAAACAAAAUCUGAUGGGAAUCCAAACUGAUCCCACAGAUUUAAGAGAGAAAAUGAGAAAGGAACUAACCCUUGAACAGAUAAGAAGCAGUACUGUGAGCAAUUCAGAUCAGUUUCCUCAACUUUUACUGCCAAAAGACGAAGUUUCAAGUAAAACAAGGUGUCUGAUAGAAGAGAUUUCUAGUACAGAGAUUGAAGUGGAGAUGAAGAGACCAGCCUAUGAAUUAAAAAUUGUGGCAGAUCAGAAUGAGAGACCUCUGAAAAUUGAAUUAAAAGUUGAACUACCUGGUAUUAAUUCAGUAUCUCUCUGUGACCUUAGUGUUUCUGAGGAUGACUUAUUGAUCGAGGUUUCUGAGUACAGAUUACAUCUGAAUCUUCCAGAAUCUGUGGAUGCUCAAAUGACUACAGCAAAAUUUAUCAAAGAGAAAGCUACAUUAAUUGUCACAAUGCCAUUGGUGUAA